This is a messenger RNA of Sinocyclocheilus grahami, 5754 nucleotides long. Its product is annotated as interferon-induced very large GTPase 1-like. The record is from RefSeq and is a predicted model, not a curated record. Lineage: Eukaryota; Metazoa; Chordata; Actinopteri; Cypriniformes; Cyprinidae. Gene Ontology annotation, molecular function: GTP binding. The transcript is spliced from 3 exons.
AGACAAACAUUCUGAAUUUGGUGUUACUGGGAAAAAUAGGAGCUGGGAAAAGUGCAUCAGGAAACACGAUUCUGGGACGACAAGCUUUUGAAUCAAAAGAAAGUUUCACUUCUGUCACACAAGACAUAGUUGUUCAAUCUGGGACUGUCUGUGGACAACUGGUCACUGUUUAUGACACACCAGGAUUAUUUAACACAACUUUGAGUGAAGAAGAAAUUCAACAAAUACAUGCAAAUGUUCUGCGGAAAUGUGAAUCAGGUCCCUGUGUGUUUCUGCUGGUCAUCAAAGUUGGCAGAUUCACUAAAAAAGAGAGAAAAACUGUGGAGAAGAUUGAAAAACUGCUGGGCGAAAAACACUUGAAGAAAACCUGGAUUCUCUUCACUGGAAUAGACAAACUGGAGGAAGGAAAAGGGACAAUAGAAAAAUUCAUCAAUGAAACUGAAGCACUGAAGAAACUCGUACAGAAAUAUGAUCAGAGAUACCAUGUGUUCAACAACAAGAAAACAGGAGAUACUCCACAAGUUCAAGAGCUGCUUACAAAAAUAUAUAGGCCGACAACAUACCCUGACACAAUAGAUGAUCAACCCACAAGAAAAGGGUGCAGCACAAGACUAGAGACUGGAGAACAACACGUGGGCAAAAUCAAGGACUUCAGAACAGGACUCAGAUCAGAUCAAUACCCACAACAAGAGACUAAACAAGAGGAUCUAUUUCACAGACUUCAUCUUGAAGACAGGCACCACAAUAAACUGAGAACUGCAGAUGUUCUUCAGAUAACUGAGCAUUCAUUACAGUCUUGUGAGUCUUGUGCUGAAGAUGAGCUGAUUCAGACUUUCAUACAAAAACUACUGAUGAUGAACUACAGAGCAAGAUACAUUAAACAGACCGAUAAGUAUGAUUACACAUAUCAAAGACACAGUGACUUAUCUGAAGAUGAGAGUGAUAUUUUUGAUGUUUUUGAGGUAUCUUUAUCAAAAACAAGUAAAUCUGACCUCAUUCACCCGAUGGAUGUUCAGAUGGCCGUGUUUCAUUGUGCUGAUGGUUUCCUGAAGCAGCUGAUGGUCACUAAACUGUCUCAGUGUCAGUACGCUCUGCCUCUGCUUGUUCCUGAUCCAGACACACAACAGAUUGAGUUUCCUCUCUGGACAUUCAGACAAAUCAGCAAGAGCUGGAAGAUGAGAAACACCAACAAUGAAGCCAUCAGUCAAACCCAGCCGAUCUACAGAGCACAAACUCCAAUGGUGUUUUUCUUCAGGUUUGGCUCCGUGUCUUCAUCCAAGUCUCAGCUGAUGAACAGUCUGAUCAAUGAGAAACACAACACGUUCUUCCACAGGAACUGCCCAGGCAGCAGCAGAACCAGAGAACUGAUGGAUGGAGUGGUGGAGAUCGCCUGGUUCUGCUCCUCUGGAUCAUAUGAUGAUAAAUUCAGUGAGUGUGUUGCGUUCUGUAAUCUACACGGUGAUGCAGGAGACCACGAGAAACAGCUGCAGAUCCUCACUGAAAUGAGCUCAGUCAAUGUUGUUCUUCUGCCACGACUGGACAGGAAUGACAAACAUGCAGCAAAGAUCCAAAACCUGUAUAGGAACAGAAAGCCACUCAUGUGUCUCUUUACUGAGGAUGAAUCUGCUGUAACUGAGCCGAAGAAAGGGAAAUUCAAGAUUGGUCUGAAAGACAGAAAUCAGUCAGAAGUGUCUGAAGAAAUCAGAAGAGCUAUAAAUGAUUGUCUCUCAGAAUCAUCUCACACUUUCAGACUAGAAGAUGUGUCCAAACUCCCAGACAUCAGAGUAGAUGAGGAAGAUGACGAUGACUGCAGGAGAGGAAGAGAAGCAGCACAGCAUAUGGUGAGUUUACUGGAGAAGAAAGAUCUGACAGAAAUCAAAGAAUCAUUUCUGCCUCAUCAGGGGAAACUGUGGCAUCAGUGGAGUCAGAAGAACAAAGAACUACAUCAACCUCGAGGAGAUGAGACCGAAAUGGAAAUAAGUAAAAAACACACAGAAAUGAAUACAAUCCGUAAACAGCAGCAUGGAACUAAAAUAAGUCAAUUUAUGAAGCUCUUUAUUAAAGAAAUGAUCUCAAAUGCUGAAUGUGAAAAGUUGUUUUUCCUUAAAUGGCUCAGAAUCCUCCUGGAUGAACACACAUCAGCUGAUCUUUCUGCUUUACAUCACAAGUAUGAUAACACGUGGUCUACAGUCUUAAAACUGAAAGAGAACAAUGAUAAAUCUGAACAAAUCAAGCCUCAAAAACUCAAAGCAGAACAAACUGAACUUGAAAGAAUAUCUGAGGAUCUUCAAGCCGCAGCCUUUGGUUUGGAGCACAUCAUGAGGGAGAUCGGUCAGAUCUAUGAAUCAUGUUCAUCUGUUAAUGAGAACAAGGAAGACCUGCACUUCUCUUCUCUCCCAAGUUUUGCAGCACAGAUGAUGAUCUCUGGAUCUCCACUGGAGCUGAUGGAUGGAGAUGCUUCUCAUGUUCCUGUGAUCUGGAUCUCUGCUGUUCUAGAUGAACUCGUCCAGAUACUGGGAGACCAGAGGGUAUUUGUGCUGUCAGUUUUAGGGAUCCAGAGCUCUGGGAAAUCCACCAUGCUGAACGCCAUGUUUGGACUGCAGUUUGCCGUCAGUGCUGGCAGGUGCACCAGAGGAGCUUUCAUGCAGCUGGUCAAGGUGUCAGAUGAGAUGAAAACACAGAUGAAAAGUGGGUCAGGCGAAAUGAAAACACAGAUGAACUUUGACUAUAUUCUGGUUGUUGACACUGAAGGUCUCCGAGCUCUAGAACUGUCUGGAAGAUCAACAAGACAGCAUGACAAUGAAUGAUGAUUGAUAAACAUCUUUUGAGAAAACCCAUCAGACAUACAGGAGAUUCUUCAGAUUGUUGUUCAGGCCUUCAUGAGGAUGAAGAAGGUAAAUCUGUCUCCCAGCUGUGUGUUUGUGCAUCAGAACGUUUCAGACAUCACAGCUGGAGAGAAAAACAUGGAGGGAAGGAGACGACUGCAGGAGAAACUGGAUGAGAUGACAAAACUCGCUGCUAAAGAGGAAGUCUGUGAUGCAGAACGUUUCAGUGAUAUCAUUAGAUUUGAUGUUCAGAAAGAUGUGAAGUAUUUCGCUCAGCUCUGGGAGGGAAACCCACCGAUGGCACCACCAAACCAAAAGUACUGUGAGAAUAUUCAAGAACUGAAGGAAACUAUCAUGUCUCAUGCCUCAAAAUCACACAGAACGAUGCUGACAAAUCUAAAAGAUCGUAUUAAAGAUCUCUGGGAGGCUUUACUGAAUGAACGAUUCGUCUUCAGCUUCAGAAAUUCUCUGGAGAUCUCAGCUUACAGGAAACUAGAGACUGAAUACAGCAAGUGGACCUGGAGUCUUCGCAGAGCUAUGAUGGAGACUGAGAACAAACUAUACAACAAAAUAGAAAAUGAAGCGAUUAAUGAGAUUGAUGAAACUGACCUUCAAAGAGAACUGAAGAAGACAAGUGAAGAAGUGAAAAAAUCAAUAUCUGAAUUCUUUGAGAAAGACAAAGAUAAAGAUAUACUGAUUCAGUGGAAAACAUCAUUUGAAAUCAAAAUCAAAGAGCUUCAGGAAAACAUUGUGAGAGAAACAAAGAGAAAAUUAAAUGAGGUUCUUCAGCAGCGAGACCUGAGGAAAAAGAUUGAUGCUCAGAGGACAAACCAUGAAAACACUCUCUUGGAAAAGAGCAAAGAACUUGCCUUGAAACUCAAAGACAAAACAAAAGAUGAAGAAACACUGAAGAAAGAGUUUGAUUUGUUUUGGGAACAGAGUGUGAAGAAGAUCAUCAGAGACACUCCUCCAAUCAAAGAGAUUGACAUAAUGAGAGACGUGAGAGAAAUCCUCAGUGACGUCUAUAGAAGUGUUCCUGCUGAUCACUGGAGGGAGAGCAGGGGUAUUUUCACUGUGUCAAAUUAUUCAGAUUAUAUACAGUUAAAGAAAUCCAGUGGAUAUACAAAAGCUUUAAGAAAUGUUUACAGAUCAGCUAAAGAGAAGUUGGGUUAUAUUCUGUCUCCAGAGGAUGAAGCCCAAAUAAGAUCAUUUGUCACAGAUGUUGUUCUGGGGACAGACAAAAUGAUUCAGUCAUUUAACAUCUCGAAAAUGGGCUACAACACCAGCUGCAUUCAACAACUCACAGAUUACAUCAAGGCAAGAAUAACACAACAUGAGGAAGGACCAGUGAAAUAUGUGUUCAAGAAUGAAUUCUUCAUGGAUUUGGUUCUUUCCAUCUGUAAGAAAGAAAACAAGACGAUCACUGACCAACACAGACUGUUCAGGGAAGCCAAUGAUCCUGACAUAUAUGUUGAGAAGAAGAGAGAAGGGUACUAUAGUAUUUUCCAGAAAUACUGUCGUGGAGCCGCAUCAGCUGUUAUUUUUGGUGAGAUCAUCUGUCAGAAACUGAAAGAGCCCGUUGAGCAGAGCAUCUACAAGAAGACUGCCAGAGAUCUGACAGAUGAAAUGAAAUCAAACUGUCCAUCACUGAAUGGAAACAGAUCCAAUCUGGAGAAACACAUCCUGAAGGCACUGGCAGAAGAGGAGGAUUUUAACAAGUACACGAACUACAUUAAAACUCCCAGAGAUCACUUCAGUGGUUUCAUCAGAGAUGAAGUUAGUUGGUACAUCAACGAUAAGUUCAGUGUCAGUGUUUUACCCAAGAUGAAGAAGAACAUUAAACUCCUGCAGCAGAAGAUCAUGGAAGCAGCACAUGAAUCCACUGAACAUGUUCAUAAGAACAGAGGAGAUGCUGGUUUGUGGUUGAAGAGUUUCACACAGCAGCUCUCAGAUGAGCUGAUCUUCUCUGAAAAAGACCUCAGUGGAGUCAAACAUGAUGAUGUGGAUGAUUUCAACCUCCUGGAAAAAGUGAUAAGAGAUCAACUUCCUAAAAUAAUGUCUGACAUCAGCAGGAGAUUCAACAGAGAGUCAUUUUCAGUAAAUCUGGACCUCACAUUUAGACCAGAAGAGCUUCUGAUUGAUCACUUCUGUCGGUGCUGUUGGGUUCAGUGUCCAUUCUGUGGAGUCACCUGCACAAACACUAUUGAAAACCAUGAUGAAGAGCACAAUGCUACUUCCCAUCGUAAUAUUGGAAUGAAUGGGUGGUUUUACAGAGGAACAACAAACUUGUCUAUUAGCAUCUGCACAUCAGCAGUAGCAAGUGAUGGGGGUUUUUAUCCUAAAGACUCAGAUAAGUCAGUCCGCUGGAGAGAAUACAGAAGCGCAGGUGGAGUUUAUGCAGACUGGUGUAUCAUGCCUGAUCUCUCUAAAGUGUCCUACUGGAAGUGGUUUGUGGGCAGAUUCCAGAAAGAGCUGGAAAAGCAUUAUAAAAAAACAUUCCAGGGUCGUGGCGAGAUUCCAGCUCCAUGGAGAGAUUACACAAAACAAGAUGCAGUUCUGAGUUUGGGUUAGUGCUUUAUUAAUAAUAUAAACUAAUGGAAUAGAUAAGGCAUAACCCCCCUUUUAGACUACUUAUUCACAGAACAAUCUAAAAUAAAAGCAUGCCGUUUCCUUCUACAGUACAUUAUAAAAAAAGACUCUAAAGCUGCAUCUGAAAUCGGUCACUUGAUCACACAUUCACUAUUUUCAAUAUGAUGAAUGGAACAUAGUGCACUAUAGAAAGGAUUCAGACAGUGCAAAUAUGCUUUCCAUGUGGGGCAAACUGAAAGAUCUGAGGAUUCGUAAUAGCAACCCGUGUGUGUUGCAGCUUCAAGAGAGCAACCCUGAAUUUGUUUUAGUUUCCUAAUUGUUUUAUUUAAAUUUUUCCUAA